AUGUACACAGUGGAAAAGCACAAGUCACGUGCGCCGGUCAGUCUGCUUUUCACCGAAUUGUCGGCGCCCGCUUUGCAUGCCCGCUCGGAAUCACUAGAACUGCGGUUCCAUACGGCGUCUUCGGCCGCUGACUUGAGCCAUUUGGUGGCGGACAUCGACACAGAAACAGCCCAGACCGAUGCACAGCUAAGACACUUUAUCGAGGCGGCAGCCCGCAAACACACGCAGCAGAUCUCUGCGGUCGAAUUGACGCGAGCGAAGCUCUCGGGCGCCAUCACUAAUCUGAACGACUUGACGCGGGUGUUCUCCGCAGCCAACGACUUGGGCCAUCUGCUCACUUCGAAGAUCAAGGCGUUGGACCUGGAAAUCGCCAAUGUGGACAACACCCUUGCGUUUGUGGCCGACACGCAGGCCCUCAAGAACAACAUUGGCCAGAUCCAGUAUGCGAUCGAAAAGCGCAACUGGGCCGAGGCCGCGCUGUGCAUCCACACGAUCAAACACAGGCUUCUUCCCGGCUUGGUGGGCGGCAGGUUUGCGUCGGCAGUCGUGCCGUCUUCAAACAUCCCCGAGCUCCCGGGCGUCACCAUAGAUACGUGGGUAGCACAACUUACAGACACGUUUGUGGCGCUCUUCAACGAUGCCGCCAAGCGCCGGUCCGUGGCGGAGAUCUCGGCGCAUUUCCAGCUCUUCCCGCUCAUCGACCAGCCGGAAGUCGGCCUCAACUGCUACUCCAAGUUCAUCUGUUCGGUCAUCAGCGACACGUCGCGCACGCUCAUCAACUCGGCCACGCUGGGCGAGAUAAAGCCCGGGAUUUUCGCCAGUGCCACUGCCAGCUUGUUCGAGAGCGUCUCCACCAUGUUGUCCCAGCACACGCCCUUGAUCACCAAGCACUACGGGGAGGCAUAUCCGCAGGCCAUUGUCUAUGUCGUGGCAAAGAUCCAGCGCGAGAUCGACUCGCAAAUCGGCGCCAUUGCCGACACUUUCUACGACGUCAACCGCGUGGAAAAGACGCUCCAAGAUAUCAAGCUUCACAAGUUCAACGCGCUCAAGAAGCGACUCGCAGACUUCCAGCUGGAAAAUGCCCACAACGCAAACGUCAUGGAUACCGACAUCACCUCCAUUGUGGAGGUCGGCGACUUGGCCAACGAGCUUGCCGCCAUCUUGCACCACUGGUCGCUUUACUGUAAGUUCAUCACCGUCAAGUAUUUCCAGAGCCUGCCGUCUGCAAUGGCAGAGCCUGCCAAGCCCAGAACCGAAGGGUUGAAGCUCCCGGAGUUGCUUGCCUCCUCAAACUUCGAGACCAAAAUCCAUAACAAGCUUCUUCCCGCGUUCGAGAGACUAUGUGCGUACUACUUCCGCCGCUCUCUUGAAAAGGCAGUUUCCAUCGAGGAGCUCCCACCGUUGGAGCCAUUUUUGGCUGCGUCGCACGAGUGCGUGUCGCCCGAACAGCCGCCGAUUUCUUCGGUGAUCGAGGAUGUGACCUUGGUUUUCAAUAGCACCUUGAGAAACGUGUUGGACUCAGCCCAGACUUCCACCGUGCGCCAAUUUGCUUCCGAGACGCUUAAAGUGAUGCAGAACGACCUCAUCAAUGGCAUUCUACAGAAGGCUCUAGUGGACAAUCAACCGCGGUACAACAACACGCUCUAUAUGAUCGAGGAAGACGCCGCCACAAGUAAUACAGCCACACCUUCCGCGACAAGAUCAGGCACCCCGGCACCAGAACCAAUGGGCGGUUUUUUCAAAGGCGCCUCCAGUGCAUUUGGGAAUGUCGUGGGUACAGGCUCGGCUAUAGUCUCGGCAGCAAACCCAGUUGCGGCAGGAAACAGCUCAAAACUCAUGAGCUUCGUCAUAUACCUCAAUACUGUUGCUACAGGCCAGGAGUUUUUUCAACAAAUCAUCCUGAACUUCACGACCAACAACCCAAAUUACCUCAAGUCGAACUACCCAUUCGGCCAUGACGAAGAAAUCAUUAAUCAUAUCAUCAAGACCGAGUUGCUUGAGCCGUUUACAGCUGCCACGGGACAGGUGGUCAAGCAGUCACUUCUUAUGAUUUUGAAUCAGUCGAUCAAAAACAGACUCGUGCUGAUGAUAAAUGAGUGUUUCCCAGACGCAACCGAGGACAAUUUAAUAUUACACUCACUGGCGACCCUUAACGAUCCAGCUACAAUCUCAAAGUUCAAACAAGAUUGGGACUUCCUCAUCAAGCCCUACAAGCAAACAUUACACAAAACACUUUAUGACAAACUCCUCCGCCUUAUCGUGGUGAAUAUAGCUAACAUGAUGGAAAAGAGAUUGAUAGCGGUUUUGAAAAAGUUUAAAAUCAACGAGUUGGGUGCCCUCAAGCUCGACAAAGAUCUUUCGUACAUCAUCAAUGAGAUUUGCGAGGAUGACUAUGAUUUGAGGGAAAAGUUUGUGAGAUUGACACAGUUGGUUUUGCUUGUGGGAAUGGAUGACCAAGAAUACGAAUUGAGCUCGUACAAUGGCGAAGAAGAUGACAGUGGAAUAAAUUGGGUGUUGACUCCCCUCGAGCGUAAGCAGAUUCGCAGAUUCAGGUUUUGA
Molecule: messenger RNA, 2559 nt
Organism: Metschnikowia bicuspidata var. bicuspidata NRRL YB-4993
Lineage: Eukaryota; Fungi; Ascomycota; Pichiomycetes; Serinales; Metschnikowiaceae
Gene: COG4
Product: Golgi transport complex subunit
Exons: 1
Coding region: 1-2559 (852 amino acids)
Source: RefSeq, a predicted model, not a curated record